Molecule: messenger RNA, 535 nt
Organism: Protopterus annectens (West African lungfish)
Lineage: Eukaryota; Metazoa; Chordata; Ceratodontiformes; Protopteridae
Gene: RPS17
Product: ribosomal protein S17
Exons: 5
Coding region: 89-496 (135 amino acids)
Biological process (GO): translation
Cellular component (GO): ribosome
Molecular function (GO): structural constituent of ribosome
Source: RefSeq, a predicted model, not a curated record
AGUGUAGUUAUGAAAGUCUGAGACUAUCUUGCGUCCUUGAAAUUUUUGCUACCUCAUUUCCGGAUCCUUUUUCCAGGUUGUGGCAAACAUGGGUCGUGUUAGGACAAAAACUGUUAAGAAGGCUGCCCGGGUCAUCAUUGAGAAGUAUUAUACCCGACUGGGCAAUGAUUUCCACACUAAUAAGAGGGUUUGUGAGGAAAUUGCCAUAAUCCCCAGCAAGAAGCUUCGCAACAAAAUAGCUGGGUAUGUCACUCACCUCAUGAAGCGUAUCCAGAGAGGUCCAGUUAGAGGCAUCUCUAUCAAACUGCAGGAAGAGGAAAGAGAAAGAAGGGACAACUAUGUUCCUGAAGUCUCUGCCCUGGAUCAGGAAAUCAUAGAAGUCGAUCCGGACACCAAAGAGAUGUUGAAGUUGCUGGACUUUGGCAGUCUCUCCAAUCUUCAAGUCACUCAGCCCACUGUGGGAAUGAGCUUCAAACCACCCAGAGGAGUCCUUUAAAAUCUUGUACCAUAGUGUUUAAUAAAAAUUAAAAAAGUA